AUGGUCAAGUCCACUGGGACCGUGGCGCGGCGAAGAUAUGCACCGAAGAGCAAAGGGGGUUGCCAGACCUGCAAGUCACGACACGUGCGGUGCGACCAGCUCCGGCCUCGCUGCUCCGCGUGCAAGAAGAGCGCGCGUCAAUGCAGAUACGACGCAGCAACCCCAGGUUUUCAGGAAUCCACCGGCGGCGAAGCAGCAAUAAAGGUGGUGCUGUGGGAACCGACAGAGCUGAAGGUCUCGGCUCGACGGCUGGCGCACACGCCGGGCCAGUCGCCAGAGGAAUAUCGCGCUUUGAAGUACUUCCGAGACGUCGUCGCCGAGAGAUUGGCGGGCUACUUUGACGCCAGCUUCUGGACGGGAUUGACUUUCCAGGUAGCUCAAACUGUGGGCCCAUUGCGACAUGCGAUGAUCGCUCUGGCCUCGCAUUGGGAGAAUGUCGUGGUCCCUGGUAUGCACAAAAGAAGCACUGCAGAUUGGGAGUGCGACAAUUUCGCCUUGCAACAGUACACCCUUGCCAUCGCCGAGAUGCGGAAGAGCUUGGAACAGGCGUCCAAGCCGUCCACGGUCGAGCUUCUGAUAAGCAAUUUGCUCUUCAUCUGCCUCGAAAUGUUCCAAAACCAUUACGAGUCUGCGCUGCGCCAGCUCUCAAGUGGGCUGUACCUCUUUUGUGAGUGGCAUACGAACCACGGCGAGGCUGAUACGCGAGAAAGAGGCAGCAGUGAACAGAGUGAGGAGCUUGAAGUUCAGCUUGGCCACAUAUUUAAAAGAUUGAUGACGCAGUCUUUAUUGUUCCCCGUACGGCGAAUGGAUAAGAGACUCUUGGUACCCGAGUUGACGCCCAGAUUGCCCAGGGUCCCGGAGAAGUUUGAUACACCCGACCAGGCUAGAGACUCCUUCAACGAUUGCAUGGGCUCGAUCAUCCACGGCGUGAAGAGCCGGCACGCGCCAAGCCCACAGCGAUGUGCAGACGGCAGCAAUUUCCUUCGAAGAUGGUCCACAGCCUUUGCCGAUUUUCGGGCCCGAGGUGAGCAGAACCUCUCUGAACUGGAGCGUCGCAACUGUGUCAUUCUUGAAAUGCAACGAUUGGCUGUCUAUCUCUGGGCCCUGGCAUCGUCCUUUGCCUCGGAAAUGGAGUUCGACGCUUGGAUACCGGAGUUCUCUAGACUCGUGGCUCUGGGUUCAUAUCUGGUCAAGACGAAGCGUCUGACUGUACCGCAGGGACGUAUUCUCCACUAUCCAAAAUUUGACAUCGGGUUGAUCCUCCCGUUGUAUCUUGUGGCCAGUCGGUGCCGGGAUCCAAGGCUCAGACGCCAGGCCAUUGAAGUGCUUCACAACGGCCCAAAGCAAGAAGGGAUCUGGAACAGUGCCAUCCUGGCAAGCAUUGCAGAACGCAUCAUUGAAAUCGAGGAAGGUGGUUUGACAAAAGUGAAGGAUUGCACGGAUGUGCCUGCUUGUGCUAGGAUCAGGCUGGAAGAUGCUACUAUCCUCACAGCUGACCGAAAGGUUGCCACAGUCUUCGCUCGUCAGGGUAUUGACGGAUAUCCAGAGUCUGAGAUGUUGUACGAAAUGAUCUCGUACACAGGCUGA
Molecule: messenger RNA, 1587 nt
Organism: Cladophialophora psammophila CBS 110553
Lineage: Eukaryota; Fungi; Ascomycota; Eurotiomycetes; Chaetothyriales; Herpotrichiellaceae
Exons: 1
Coding region: 1-1587 (528 amino acids)
Biological process (GO): regulation of DNA-templated transcription
Molecular function (GO): DNA-binding transcription factor activity, RNA polymerase II-specific; zinc ion binding
Source: RefSeq, a predicted model, not a curated record